GUUGUUUCCAAUUCGGUUUGUUGACGCUAAAAAGUGUGGUUAUAUUUAGGUUCCUCUAGAGGUUUUUUUUCAUAAAAACAUUAAAAUGGUCGUUGAAAAUAAACGUCGAGCCGAAGAUUCGUCGUCUUUAGUCCCCGUUAGCAAAAAAUCUAAAAAUGAAGUGGCCACAUCCAACAAAAACAAAUCGGUUUUACAAGCAGCUCCUGCGAGGACUUCCAAUUUAUUUGCACCCAUCAUGUUACUGGAAGGCCAUGAAGGUGAAAUUUUCACGGUGGAAUUUCACCCUGAGGGUCAAUAUUUAGCAUCAUCAGGUUUUGACCGUAGAAUAUUUGUUUGGAGCGUUUAUGGUGAAUGUGAAAACUUGUCAGUAAUGAGUGGGCACACUGGGGCUGUCAUGGAGCUCCACUUCACCACAGAUGGCAGCAACAUUUUUACAGCCAGCACGGAUCAUACUCUAGGCCUCUGGGAUUUACCGACGAGUCAAAGGAUUAAGAAAUAUAAGGGUCACACCACUUUUGUAAAUUCAGUCCAAGGCGCGAGGCGAGGACCACAAAUGUUGGUAUCAGGAAGCGACGACACUACCAUAAAAUUGUGGGACAUUCGCAAGAAGCAAUCUGUAACGACUUUCAACUCAAAUUAUCAAGUCACCGCUGUUGAAUUUAACGACACUGCUGAACAAAUUUUCAGUGGGGGGAUUGAUAAUGACAUAAAAGUGUGGGAUAUUCGCAACCACGAAAUUAUUUACACUCUUAAGGGGCACACGGAUACGGUUACGGGGCUGGCAUUGAGUCCCGAUGGCUCUUAUUUAUUAUCAAAUUCGAUGGAUAACAGUUUGAGGAUAUGGGACGUAAGGCCAUAUGCGCCGCAAGAAAGAUGCGUUAAAGUUUUCACAGGACAUCAACAUAAUUUUGAGAAGAAUCUUCUGCGAUGUGCUUGGUCUAAAGAUGGUUCCAAAGUGAGUUCAGGGUCGGCUGAUAGAUUUCUAUAUAUUUGGGAUACAACCUCAAGGAGAAUUAUUUAUAAGUUGCCUGGACAUAAUGGGAGUGUUAAUGCUGUUGACUUUCAUCCAAAUGAGCCAAUUGUUGUGUCGGGUGCAAGUGACAAACAGAUUUAUUUGGGUGAGAUAGAUUAGAAAAUUUGUGAAAUUUUAUAAUAAAUCUUUUUAAUGAAA
Tribolium madens (black flour beetle) is the source of this 1171-nucleotide messenger RNA. RefSeq names its product U5 small nuclear ribonucleoprotein 40 kDa protein. Lineage: Eukaryota; Metazoa; Arthropoda; Insecta; Coleoptera; Tenebrionidae. Gene Ontology annotation, molecular function: RNA binding; protein binding. Gene Ontology annotation, cellular component: catalytic step 2 spliceosome. The transcript has 3 exons. Bases 86 to 1132 code for a protein of 348 amino acids. The record is from RefSeq and is a predicted model, not a curated record.